AUGGAACUUGUUUCGUCAACUAAAGCAUUGCUUCAAAACUUGAGGGAUAAUGGGCUAGAUAAAUUAAUCACUGAGGUAACUACAUUUUGUGCUGCUAGAAACAUAGAUAUUCCUGAUUUAGAUGAUAAUUAUGUUCCAUUAGUAAAAGGAGUUGAAGCUCGUCAUCAUUCAAGUACUUUCACUAUCAUGCAACAUUAUCGUGUGGAUAUUUUUAGUGCUGCUAUAGAUGCUCAAUUAUAUGAACUAAAUAUUAGGUUCAACGAAGAAGCGAUGGAGUUACUUAUCCUUAGUUCAGCUUUGGGUCCUCGUGAAGGGAAAAAUUCAUAUAAAAUUGAUGAUAUUUGCAAAUUAGUUGAUAAGUUUUAUCCAAAGGACUUCACAGACCAAGAGAAGUUACACUUGAAAAUACAACUUCAACGUUAUGAGCAUAAUGUUGUUUCUUCUGAAGAGUUCAAGAAAUUGAAGAAUAUAUCUAGUUUGUGUGAAUGGUUGGUGAAGAAUGGAAAAUCGAUUACAUAUUUUCUUAUACACCGGGUGAUUGAACUUGUGCUUUCCCUACCAGUUUCUACUGCAACAGCAAAGCGAGUUUUUCCGGCGAUGAAAACUAUCAAAACAAGACUUCGCAGCAAAAUGGGUGAUGAUUUUCUUGGAUGA
This is a messenger RNA of Papaver somniferum (opium poppy), 654 nucleotides long. RefSeq lists its product as uncharacterized. Gene Ontology annotation, molecular function: protein dimerization activity. The coding region runs from base 1 to 654 and encodes 217 amino acids. The transcript has a single exon. NCBI's taxonomy places the organism in Eukaryota, Viridiplantae, Streptophyta, Magnoliopsida, Ranunculales, Papaveraceae. The record is from RefSeq and is a predicted model, not a curated record.